AUGUCGGACGUAGAAGAGAACAACGCCCCCGAGGUUGCCGAGGAAGUCGAAGUCUCCGCAGAUGCCUCCAAGGGCUCCAUGUCCGUUCUGGACGCCCUCAAGGGUGUUCUGAAGCUCGCGCUCAUGCACGAUGGUCUCGCCCGCGGUCUCCGUGAGGCUUCCAAGGCCCUCGACCGUCGCCAGGCCCACAUGUGUGUCCUGAACGAGGCCUGCGAGGAGGAGGCUUACAAGAAGCUCGUCAUUGCCCUGUGCUCCGAGCACAAGAUCCCCUUGAUCAAGGUGCCCGACGGAAAGCAGCUCGGCGAGUGGGCUGGUCUCUGCGUUCUUGACCGUGAGGGCAACGCCCGCAAGGUCGUCAACUGCUCCUGUGUCGUUGUUAAGGACUGGGGUGAGGAGUCGCAGGAGCGCAGCGUCAUCCUCAACUACUUCCAGACCGAGCAAUAA
Messenger RNA from Pyricularia pennisetigena, 444 nucleotides. RefSeq lists its product as uncharacterized. Bases 1 to 444 code for a protein of 147 amino acids. Gene Ontology annotation, molecular function: structural constituent of ribosome. Gene Ontology annotation, biological process: translation. Lineage: Eukaryota; Fungi; Ascomycota; Sordariomycetes; Magnaporthales; Pyriculariaceae. Gene Ontology annotation, cellular component: cytosolic small ribosomal subunit; ribosome. The record is from RefSeq and is a predicted model, not a curated record. The transcript is spliced from 3 exons.